Messenger RNA from Quercus robur (English oak), 981 nucleotides. RefSeq lists its product as uncharacterized. NCBI's taxonomy places the organism in Eukaryota, Viridiplantae, Streptophyta, Magnoliopsida, Fagales, Fagaceae. Bases 1 to 981 code for a protein of 326 amino acids. The record is from RefSeq and is a predicted model, not a curated record. The transcript has 2 exons.
AUGAAUUGCUUCAAGCUCCCUAUUGGUCUUUGUGAGGAGAUAGAGGGCCUUAUUCGGAGGUUUUGGUGGGGACAAAGUGGAGAAAGGCGAAAAAUUCAUUGGGCAAGGUGGGGUGAACUUUGUAAGCCUAAGGGUGAGGGUGUUAUGGGGUUUAAGGAUCUUGCGUUGUUCAAUGACGCUUUCCUAGCUGAACAAGAUUGGAGGCUCCUCCAAAACAGAAACUCGCUAUUAUGUAGAGUUUUCAAACCGAAGUUCUUCCCUCACGGAUCAAAUUUGGAGGCGCCGCAAUCACAAAUAGGGUCAUAUGCUUGGAGUAUAUUAAAGGGGAGGGAUGUGUUAAUGGAAGGAUUGAGGUGGAGGGUGGGUGAUGGCUUAGGUUGCAUUAGGUUUAGAGAAUCUGUGUGUCUGGCUUUGAUCAAACCAGGCACGAAUGAGUGGAAUUCUAAACUAUUGCAACAAUUAUUUUCAACAAGAGAUAUCUUGAUUGAGUCAAUUCCUUUGAGCUCUAUGCAGGUGGAAGACAAAUUAUUUUGGCCCUUUACUCCAUCGGGUUCCUAUACAGUCAAGUCAGGUUAUAGAUUUCUGUAUAAGGCACAAAGUUUGGACAACAAUGACUACCAACAUGAAGAUAAUGGCUUAUGGAAGAGGGUGUGGGGGCUGAAGACUCAACCAAAAAUUCGAAACUUUCUAUGGCGAGCUAUUAAAAACGCAAUCCCAACGAAAGUGAACCUCAAAAGGUGCAUGACCAUAACAGAGGACCGCUGUGAACAGUGCAAGGCUGAACCUGAAGAUACAGAGCAGCAGGCAGAGUGGGAUUUUUGUGGAUUAGGGGCUUUUGGCACUUUCAAGGAGCUGGUGGAACAUGUUGUGGAGGAAGGGAAGGGCUUGGAAUUCUUGACAACAAUCGUGUGGACUGUGUGGCACAGGAGGAAUGCUAUGCGAACCAGCUCUAACCCGUUUCCAGUUCAGCAAAUCCAAUAG